Messenger RNA from Hansenula ciferrii, 957 nucleotides. RefSeq names its product Put7p (gene PUT7). NCBI's taxonomy places the organism in Eukaryota, Fungi, Ascomycota, Saccharomycetes, Phaffomycetales, Wickerhamomycetaceae. Gene Ontology annotation, cellular component: mitochondrion. Bases 1 to 957 code for a protein of 318 amino acids. The record is from RefSeq and is a predicted model, not a curated record. The transcript has a single exon.
AUGCUCAAUAGAAUAAUAACACAUGGUUCACAGGGGAUAAUAAGGCAUGGUAUACGGACUUGUUUAUGUGGUAGUUCGAUUCGUAUAAGGCAAUUUCAUCAUACUCACACGAUAUUAGAACCAAUAAAUGGUGAAGUAAAGAAAAAACCUAAAAUUACUAUAGAAAGAAAUCAAAAUGAUAAAACUCAAGCUUCUGAAGAUAAUAGUGAUAAUAAAAAAGAUUCAAAUAAAGAUGAUAAGAGUGGAGAUGAUGGUUCUGUAUUAGAUUUACCAAUUCAUGAUGAAUUGAAAAGAAAAAUUGAUGAUUCUUUAAUUAAGAAUUAUGUUGAUACAAUGAAAGUUUUCAAUCAACUAAAUUCAUUGGGAUUCAAUUCAAAACAAAGUGAUAUUAUAUUACAAUUAUUGAAUGAAAAUUUAACAUAUCAAUUAGAUAAGAUGAAUGGGAAAUUUACUUCAUCAAUGGAAAUGGAAAAUGAAUUAUAUCUUUUCGAAGCUGCACAAUCUGAAUUAAGAAUUGAAAUUAAUACAUCAAGAGAAUUAGAUCUACAUAAUUUGGAUAGAAUGAAGAAUUCUUUAGAUGAUUUAGUUCGUGAAGAAGGUGAAGAUUUAAAUAAAUUUAUGAUUGUAAGUCAAAAUGAUACAGAAGUUUCGGUUCAUCAACAAAGAAAUGAAAAUACUCUAUUACAAAAAGGUAUCAAGAUGAAAAUUAAAGAUUUAGAUAAUAAAAUUAGUACAAAUAUUAAUAGUGAUAUUAAAUCUGAUAUUGAAAAUUUAAGAUGGCAAACUACAAGAUCUGGAUUAGCUGCAAUUUUAGUACUUGUUUUUUCUAUAAUUGGUGGGGUUUCAAUAAGUAAAAAAAUUAAUAGAGAUGAACAACCAACUGAAGUUAUUUUACAUACUAUAAAACCUGAAGAAAGAAUUGAUGAUGAAGAAGAGGAUGAACAAGUAUUGAAAUAG